This is a messenger RNA of Marmota monax (woodchuck), 1792 nucleotides long. It is a transcript of the gene Cgref1, whose product is annotated as cell growth regulator with EF-hand domain 1. Gene Ontology annotation, molecular function: calcium ion binding. NCBI's taxonomy places the organism in Eukaryota, Metazoa, Chordata, Mammalia, Rodentia, Sciuridae. The transcript has 6 exons. Bases 159 to 1076 code for a protein of 305 amino acids. The record is from RefSeq and is a predicted model, not a curated record.
GGGCGGGCGACGUGGAGCGGCCACGUGGAGCCGCCCGGGGGAGGGCAGGCGGCUGGUGGCAAGGCACCCGCGGCGCGGCAGCCUGGAGCUCGCACGAAGCCGAAGCCGGAGCCCCAGCCCGGCUCAGCGCCUCCGCAGCAGAUCCAGUUCUAGGAAGGAUGUCACCUUGGCAGAUGAGAGCGUUAAUGCUGCCACUGCUGCUGCUCCCGCUGAGUCAAGCUGCUCCCAAGGAUGGCGCCACAAGGCCAGACCCUGAAGCUCAGCAGCAGACCCUGUCCAACCCCUUCCAGCCAGGCCCAGAGCAGCUCCGACUUCUGCAGAACUACCUAAAGGGACUAGAAAGAAUGGAAGAGGAGCCAGAGCACAUGAAUCGGGAACAGGUUCUCCUCUACCUUUUUGCCCUCCAUGACUAUGACCAGAGUGGACAGCUGGAUGGCCUGGAGCUCUUGUCCAUGUUGACAGCAGCUCUGGCUCCAAGGGCUGCUGACUUUCCCAUCAACCCGGUGAUCCUGGUAGUGGACAAGGUGCUCGAGACCCAGGACCUGAAUAGGGAUGGGCUCAUGACCCCUGCAGAGCUCAUCAACUUCCCAGGAGAGGCCCCUGGGAAUGCAGGGCAUACAGAGCCCAGAGAGCCCCUCGCUCCAGCUCCUCAGGAACUACAAGCUGCUGGAAGACAGCCCCCAUUGGCUAAGAUCCCACUGAAACAAGAAACCCUGGAAGCCCUGGGUCUCAGAGAAGAAGCCGGAGGCCAGGAAGAAGCCAGAAGGGAAUCCUUGGAGCCUAUACAGGAGGCUGGGCAUCAGGCGGGGGCUGAAGGAGAUACCCCAGGCUCCACAGGGGAGGCUAGGGGGCAGGUAGAGGCUGAAGGAGAUGCUCCAGGUCCUGGAGGGGAGGCCAGGGGACAGGUAGAUGCUGAAGGAGAUGCCCCAGGUCCUGGAGGGGAGGCCCCGGGACAGGCAGUGGCUAGGGACAAUGGAAGGGAAGGCAAAGAGCUUCCAGGAGAAACACAGGAGUCCAAGAACACCCCAAAUGAGUUUGAGGUCCAUAAUAUUCAACUGGACAAUGAUGAGAUGUAAGCCUGGAGGAGACAGGCCUGUGUCCCUUGUGUUCUCUGUGAAGGAACAUAAGCUCAAAGGGUGGGGGUGUAUACGUUGGAAUGAGGACCACCUCUGGGUCCCCUUUCUGGCCCCAGUGGAUGGCAGGUCUUUCUGUGCAGGUCUUUCUGAGCUUAGGGGGCCCCGUAAGUUAGGGGACAGCUUUCAGGCCCAAACAACAAAUAAACAAUGAAAUGAAUUCUUCCCCUGGGCCAUUUCUCCACCAGUCCAUCCCCGGCAGGCACAGGGCAUUGGGAACUAGACAGGCCUCUUGGAGGGGCAGAAAUUCAGCUUUCCCAGUGUGCCUGGGCCUGGGGUGCCAAGACAGCAGAGUCUCUAGUACUAGCUGCAGAUAACUCCAUGAAGAAGGCUCAGUCUACCCCUGGGGCCCAAACAACCUCCUGUUCCCUGAGUUCAGAUGCCCUGUGCCCUUCUGCAGCUCAGGACAGAUGGUCCCUAUCGCCCUGUCUCUGUGCAACACCCCCCAGUAAUAUCAGUAAUAACUAUCAUUUUAUUGAGAGCUUAGUAUAUACCAAGUACGAUGCUGACAUUUUAGGUUGUCUGAUUUUUAUCCUCACAAUAAUUCUAUGACCAGGCAGAAUUAGCCCCAUUUGACAUAAAAGGAAUUGCAGAAGUUGGAGUUAAAUAAUGGGCCAUAAAGUGUCACAUGGCUAAUAAAUGGCAGAAUUGAAUUCAGA